Brienomyrus brachyistius is the source of this 507-nucleotide messenger RNA. Its product is annotated as histone H3. Gene Ontology annotation, cellular component: nucleosome. The transcript has a single exon. Lineage: Eukaryota; Metazoa; Chordata; Actinopteri; Osteoglossiformes; Mormyridae. The coding region runs from base 41 to 451 and encodes 136 amino acids. Gene Ontology annotation, molecular function: structural constituent of chromatin; protein heterodimerization activity; DNA binding. The record is from RefSeq and is a predicted model, not a curated record.
AGCAUUCCUCUCUUCGCUUAGGUGUAGGCAUUUUGCUAAAAUGGCAAGAACGAAGCAGACCGCUCGCAAAUCUACUGGUGGCAAAGCCCCCAGAAAGCAGCUGGCCACCAAGGCUGCGCGCAAAAGUGCUCCGGCUACCGGUGGCGUGAAGAAGCCUCACCGCUACAGGCCAGGGACUGUGGCUCUGAGAGAAAUUCGUCGUUAUCAGAAGUCUACCGAGUUGCUGAUCCGCAAGCUGCCAUUCCAGCGUCUGGUGCGCGAAAUCGCUCAGGACUUCAAGACGGAUCUGCGCUUCCAGAGCUCUGCCGUCAUGGCGCUGCAGGAAGCGAGCGAGGCGUAUCUGGUUGGCUUGUUCGAGGACACCAACCUGUGCGCCAUCCACGCCAAGAGGGUGACCAUCAUGCCCAAGGACAUCCAGCUGGCGCGUCGCAUCCGCGGAGAGCGCGCAUAAAGUUGAGCGGGCGGCUAUCAAAUUUCGGAAACCCAAAGGCUCUUUUAAGAGCCACC